CCCCCUGACCGCUUCUCUCUGUAGAGAAAAGUGAGGUGCUAGAGGCCUGCCUGCAGCCACUGGAGGACUGCCAAGAUGAACCCACUCACUGUGGCCAGUUCACUGCUUUAGAGUAAGCAAAGACCUGCUUGGUCGUGUGCGUGCAUGCAUAUGUGUGCGUGUGUGUGUGUGAGCGAAGUAGGGACAGAUUUCUGAACGUGAAAAGACUCACAGGUUCAGGUUGGUAAACAUACCUUUCAUUCACUCCACACGCAGUCACUGAGAACCGACCGUAUGCACACAUGUGGGUAGUGCUCAAGAGUCUUGGUUCUGGGUCCUCAGGAAAAAACCCACUAGGGGCCUGGACUUCCCAAUAAAUGCAAUCAUAACCACUCUCCCUCUGGCCUCCUGGCUAUUGUCUAACUUACUGGAACUCUGUACACCUUGUCAGCCAGAUGGUGCAACUUUGCCCUAACACACUUGUGCAAGCUCAGGCCCAAACACUAUGUUUGAAAUACAAGUGGGGGAGCAGAGUUUAGAGACAGCGUUGGAAGGAACUGUGUGCCUCCCCUCCACAUGGUAGCCUGGGAAGGAGGAGGCCCCAGCACGGCUCGCGACAGCACAUGCACAUGACCCCUGCCCUUGCUGCUACACCUGCAGGAACUGUGACCACUGCCCGGUUCUGGCUCUGGACCUGGAAGGGGCAGCCCCAGCUCAGCACCCACGACCUGUCUCACCUGUCGGUUGGGCUGGAGGGCCCUGCAGGGGAGUGCUGUAACCUUUCCUUUCCUCUGGCUAGGAGCCCUGCCACCCUACACAGCAUGGGGAGCGCAGACACCGCGCCUGCACCUCGGAACAGAGCCUAGGGGUGCGAGCGCGCUGAGGCCGUCAGUUGCAGCCCUGCCCCCGGGCGGGGGGGGCGCUGCGGGCUGGACAGGACAGCAGGGAAGAAACUAGGCCCCUGAGCCUGGUGAGCGUUGCCGGGACACAGCAGAGAGGCUGCACCUCGCUCAGGGGCUGGGGACCGGGACGGCAGAAUUGGCGGGGGCGGGAGAGCAGCGAGGCCGAGGACCUGGCCUGCAUCUCGGGCACGGAGCUGCGGGCUGGACGUGGACAAGGCCAGCAGAGCCCCUCGGAGACAUCCGGCCGGCAGCGGCGAGCCUGCCCUCUCCAUGCCCUGUCCGCUCGGAGCUGACUCGGGCCUCUUCCAGGAACAGCAGCUGACUCCUCUCCGCGCUCGUGGAGGAGAACACAACCCCGGCCGCGGGCGGCGGGCUGCGCUGCCCUGCGCGGACGAGGGAGGCGGGCUGCCUC
Chinchilla lanigera (long-tailed chinchilla) is the source of this 1293-nucleotide messenger RNA. RefSeq names its product circumsporozoite protein-like. Lineage: Eukaryota; Metazoa; Chordata; Mammalia; Rodentia; Chinchillidae. The record is from RefSeq and is a predicted model, not a curated record.